AAUGUUGAGAGAGACAAUUUCCUCCUGUUCCAGCUGACGUGCAUGUGACUAAGUUUAGAGAGUGUUCUUUAACAAGAAAACAGAGUCCCUUCGUCCACUAUUCCCUUUGGACCAUAUGAACGCUUGACAUGGGUUUACUCUACCUAAUACGACUUUAAUAUUUUAAGAGACUGUUUCCUUUGUCCUUCCUUGUUGUGUUACUGCACAGUCGAAUAUGUCGACAUGGAAAGAGAAAGUAAGGAGAGUUGUUACAGUGGAGCCGGUGAUUUUCCUCUACAUGACCAGCACUUUCAUCUUAACACCUGCAUAUCAACAGAUGAUUAUCACAAAGGUGUGUCUACAAUUGCUCAAGAAUGCUACUAUCUGCAGUAACCCUGAACACCACAAAGGAGACGAGGAGGUUCAGGCUACAGCCUCCUACAUCCUGCUUCUGUUCAACGUCACCCUCAGCUUGGUCUCCAUCCCUCCUGCCAUAAUGCUGGGCUCCUGGUCUGACCGCGCUGGCCGUCGCUGGGUCAUGGCUCUCCCGUCUGUGUUGUCCCUGUUGAGUGGGGGGUUGCUCUUGGCUGUAGACUUGUUGGAAAACAUCAGCGUUUACUGGACCCUGAUGGCUGCUGCCCUAACAGGCCUGACAGGUGGCCAUGUCUCCAUUUUCCUCAGCUCAUUCAGCUACCUGGCCGACCUGACCAUGGGCUCCAGCUCCAGUCGCACUUUACGUAUGGCAGUGGCCGAGUCCAUGAUCUUCGUUGGAGGCUCAGUGGGCUUCUUAUUGGGUGGAUUCUUGGAGCAAGAAUUUGGACUCAAGGCAGCAUUCGGGGCCUACAUUGGCUGCCACGUCCUGGUAGUGCUUUAUAUUGUGCUUUGGCUCAGAGACCCUACGAUGGGAAGAAAUACUUGUAUAGCUCCCUAUGAAGAGAAUACAGUUGAGCAAGGUUCUCAUUCAGACAAGUCCUGGCUGUUUGUCCUAAAAUACGCCAAGCUGUCUUUCAAAGCAGUGUUCAAGAGGAGGUCAGAGCAGGAGAGACUGAAAUUGCUCUUUCUCAUUCUCUGCACCUUCAUAAAUAACCUGGUGGCUGUUGUUUGGCAGGGCUUUGGUCUGCUGGUUCUGUUUCCUGUGCUGAUGAGGUGUAUGAAGGAUAUGACAUUAGCAAAACUCAGCGCUUUGUUCAGAAUCGCCUCUUACGUCAUACUCGCCCUCUCGAACAACACAUGGAUGGUCUUCCUUGUUGCUGUAGUCGGCGCUCCGUCUGGUAUCAGCCAAGCAGUGAUUCGUUCUUUGUCUUCUGCCAUCGUGGGACAUGAUGAACAAGGUGCCAUGUUCUCCUUCUCGGCCUCAGUGGAAGCGACCUGCAUCCUUAUUGCUGCUACGAUCUUUAAUGGGUUGUACCCCCUGACCCUGCCAACCUUUCCCGGGAUGCCCUUCAUCAUCAUGGCAGUCUUCACACUCAUAGUGCUCAUUCUCUUGCAGUGGAUUAGCGAGAUGCCAGCCACUCAUCCUCGACUUGUGCUUUCAGACUGAAUCUCCGCCUUCUGGGUUAUUCAAGUGGAUCCAUGAUUGGAUAUUGCACGCUUUUCUGUGGUGAACUGAUCUUCUCUAAAAGUCCUGAAAUCGUUUUUCAUUGUUUGUGAGGAACACAUCACUUACUAGCACAUAUUCCACCACAAACAAAAUUGUGUAAUUCAAAUGCAUUCACCUGUUGCACUUAAAACAGAUUCAUUUGUAAUAUAUGUAAGUACUGUAUAAUAAAAUAUACAAUUACAGAAUGAUAUCAUGCAGAAAAGGCUUUCCCUGAGUUCUUUGGAGAGCUAAAAAUGCAUUGCGGUCUGCCUGAGCAUGCGGUGAGAAAGCAUUAAUAACCUCUUAAUAAAAUUAGAACGGUUAAAGGUCAACUCCAGAAUUGGAUGAAGUAAAUGAGAAUCGCUGCCCUGAAUUGUUCUCCCCGAUAAGCCGUUUACAAUUACACUGAAAGGCCAGAAUCCUGGAAUCGUUCGACAAUUAAAUACAUUUCAUGCCAUUAAGUUGAGAUUUAAGUUGAGUUUAAAAGUAUUUCCUCCAUUUGCUGGCCCACAGACAUCUCUUUGUGGCUCUUCUUUCUCAGAACUCAGAGGACUAUGGGUUCUGCUGUCAACCACACAACUUCAGUCAAAGAUAGUCUGUUGGGGAAGGAACUAAAUAUGGAAGGAAAGAUUAAAUGGGAGGCUUGUUUAUGGACUGUUGAAAAGGUACAUUUCUUUUCCCAAACUUUACUCAAGACAAUAUAGCAUUUCCUUGAAUGACACUUCUUGUUGCAGCUUGUCCCAAUCAAAUCUGCCGCGUUAUGAUGUAAAACAUUGUCUUGAGGCUGCUUGAAAUUGACUGGCUGAUUGUGAUGG
This is a messenger RNA of Carassius carassius (crucian carp), 2373 nucleotides long. RefSeq lists its product as uncharacterized. The record is from RefSeq and is a predicted model, not a curated record. The transcript has 6 exons. Gene Ontology annotation, cellular component: membrane. Gene Ontology annotation, molecular function: transmembrane transporter activity. Gene Ontology annotation, biological process: transmembrane transport. The coding region runs from base 215 to 1519 and encodes 434 amino acids. NCBI's taxonomy places the organism in Eukaryota, Metazoa, Chordata, Actinopteri, Cypriniformes, Cyprinidae.